Molecule: messenger RNA, 1776 nt
Organism: Radiomyces spectabilis
Lineage: Eukaryota; Fungi; Mucoromycota; Mucoromycetes; Mucorales; Radiomycetaceae
Product: Dak1 domain-containing protein
Exons: 8
Coding region: 1-1776 (591 amino acids)
Biological process (GO): glycerol catabolic process
Cellular component (GO): cytosol
Molecular function (GO): ATP binding; glycerone kinase activity
Source: RefSeq, a predicted model, not a curated record
AUGACUUGCACGCCAGAUGCGCCCUUGGCCAAACACAUUAUCAACGACGCGGAUACGCUCGUCGAAGAAAGCAUCCAAGGCUUGUGUUAUGCCUAUCCUCACUUGCGAUAUCUCGAAAAGGAAAAAGUUGUGUACAGCGCCAAUGUGGAUGAAGUAGCGGCGAAACAAGUGACCCUGGUGGCCGGUGGAGGAUCAGGCCAUGAGCCUGCACAUGCUGGUAGCGUGGGGGACGGUAUGCUGACAGCAGCCGUGUGCGGUCAGGUAUUCGCUUCACCAUCCGCCGGCCAGGUGCUCGCAGCAAUUGAACGCAUCCAGUCACCUCACGGUACCUUGGUCAUCGUCAAGAAUUACACAGGCGAUUGUAUCAAUUUUGGUUUAGCCGUUGAACGCGCCAAAGCCCAUGGCAUCAAGGUAGAAAUGGUAGUGAUUGGCGACGAUAUCUCGGUUGGUCGUGCCAAAGGUGAAAAAGUAGGAAGACGUGGCAUGGCUGCCACCACACUCAUUAUCAAGAUCCUUGGCGGUCUUGCUGCCAGAGGUGGUUCCUUGGAGGAAGUACGCGCUUUAGGUGAACGACUUGUCAAUCAAGCAGCUACUUUGGCCGUGGGUCUGGAUCAUUGCCACGUUCCAGGAUCUUCCAGUUUGCUGAAACUCGGACCCAACGAGAUCGAGUUGGGCAUGGGGGUCCACAAUGAACCCGGUUUUACAAAAACAAACCUGAUGUCCGCCAAGCCAUUGGUGCGCACCAUGAUGGGCAUGCUCAUUGAUCAAGAUGACAAGGAUCGCGCUUACUUAACAUUACCCAAGGACAAAAAGACCCGCGUUAUUCUUUUUGUCAAUAAUCUUGGGGGCACCGCCAUGUUGGAAUUCAAUCUGGUAGUGAAGGAAGCGGUGGAAGCCGUUCUCGCCACAAACCAUCUGUAUCUGGAACGUGUUAUAGCCGGUCCUUUUGUUACUAGCCUGAACAUGCCCGGAUUCUCAUUGUCCUUGUUAACCCUGGAUGAUAACGAUGAUACUACACUUUCUCUAUUGGAUGCUCCAGUUCAUGUGGCCGGUUGGCCACUCGGUGCUGCGAAAUCAUUUUCGCCUUCCAUAUCACAGACCAUGGACAACAAACUUGUCCAUCCCACCGUAGAUUCCCAAAAUAUCCAUAAACCAUCGGAUACGACGUUGUUCGAAAAGGUGAUACGUGCUGCAGCCAAGGCGGCCAUUGAUGUGGAACCGCAAGUGACAUCGUUUGAUACGCUUCUCGGUGAUGGCGACUGUGGUCACACUAUGAAAACAGCUGCUAAUGCUGUAUUGAAAGAGCUUCCUCACAUGCGUACCCAGUCAGUCCCACAAACACUGUAUGAUAUUGCAGAUGUCAUUGAUAAAUCCGUUGGCGGUACAUCUUCGGCUCUAUAUUGCAUCUUUUUCAAUGCCAUGGCUGCGGCAAUGAUGCAACAGCAACCUCACCUUGUGGAUCAAGUCAUUUGGUCGCAAGCGGCCAAACAGGCUCUCGCUUCGUUGAAAAAAUAUACACAUGCACGACCAGGUGAUCGUACCCUCAUGGACGCCUUGGUUCCCUUUGUGGAAACGCUUUCGGAAAACCAAGAGUCGCUUAGAGCCGCGGUGGAGGCUGCUUACCGAGGCGCCGAAGCUACUCGAACCAUGCCAGCCAAAUUGGGUCGUACCUCGUACUUGACUACAGAACAAGUCGAGUCUGCCAACGUUCCCGAUGCUGGCGCAUGGGGACUCGCCGCCCUUUUAUGUGGAAUCAAGGACGCCGUGCUUGCUUAA